AUGGAUGAAGUGAAAACUCUGGAAGAAAAUGUAACUACGAAUGGUGACGGGUCGGCUAAUUUGGUCAAAAAUGAAGAAUUAGAACCUCAAACCCAGGUAAGGGAGAUGGAUGCUAAUAAUGGUAGAGACGUUAUUGGUGAAGAAAAUCCAUCAGAUGGACCUGAAAUUGAACAAAAAGCCUCAACCCAUCCAAAACCAUUGGAUUCUCCAAUAGAUGAUCGGUUAACGCCUUCCCCAGAACCCCUUGUCCAGCAAAGUGGAGAAAACCCCAAUGAUCUUUUGUCGGGAAGAGAAGAAGAUGGUUUGAUGGGUCGGGAUCAUGUUCAAGAAGAUGUCAUGCCAUCAGAACCAGAACGAGCACAGGAUCAUGUUCAAGAAGAGGUUAUGCCAUCAGUUGUGUCAGAACCAUCAAAACCGGAACCAAAACUAGAAUCAAAUGAUCUGACGGGUUCGGCUCAUGUUAAUGUUAUACCAUCAGUUGUGUCAGAACCAGAACAAGCCUUAAAUGAUCCUAUAGAUGUUACAGAAGACGUUAUGCCAACGGUUGUUUCAGAACCACAACCAUCAAAACCAGAAUCAGAAUCAAAUGAUGAAAUGGGUUCGGCUCAUGUUCAAGAGGAUGUUAUUUCAUUCGUUCCGUCAGAAACAUCAGAUUCAGAACAAAAACCAAAUGAUCUGACGUCCCAAACAGAGAAAGAUGCUCUUAUGGGUCGGGUUCAUGUGCAAGAAGAUGUUAUGCCCUCGGUUCCAUCAGGAGGAACAUCAGAAUCAAAACCAAAUGAUGUAUUGUCUGAAACAGGUGAAGAUGGUCUUGUGGGUCUAGAUCAUGUUCAAAAAGAUACCAUUUCAUCAGAAACACCCGAACCAAAUGAUCCCAAACCAAGAGAAGAUGGUCCUACUGCUCGGGUUAUAGUUCAAGAGGAUGUCAUUUCAUCAUCAGUUGAGUCAGAAACAUCAGAAAAGAAACUAGAAUCAAAUGAUCCCGAAACAAGAGAAGAUGGUCCUCAGGCACAGGGUCAAGUUCAAGAGGAUGUUAUUUCAUCAAAACAAGAACCAAAACCAACUGUAGAUGGUGUGUUACCAAACGACUCUCUUAAACAUGUUCAAUUACGUGCUAAUUGUCAACCAAAAUCACCUUUGGGACCUGUAAGCGGUAAAAUAACUCAGAACCGUGAAGAAGCAUCAUCGAGGGAGGUCUCUCCCAAAUCGGAUAAAGUUGGUUCGGAAAAGCAGCUUGAGAAAUCGAACAUUAAGAUAGGUGAUAUUGAUACAACUGCACCAUUUGAAUCUGUUAAAGCAGCUGUCUCCAUGUUUGCUGGAAUCGUUGAUUGGAAAGCCCAUAAGAUACGGAUUGCAGAGAGGCGUAAGUAUGUACAACAAGAACUUCGAAAAGCACACUAUGAGAUGCCGUUGUUUAAGAAAAAGGCUGAGGCUGCCGAGGAAGAGAAACGGCAGGUCUUAAAGGAGCUCGACGACACCAAAAGACUCAUAGAAGAAUUGAAAUUAAACCUCGAGCGAACACAAACCGAAGAGCGCCAAGCCAAACAAGAUGCCGAGCUUGCAAAACUACGAGUCGAAGAGAUGGAGCAAGGGAUUUCGGAUGAUUCUAGUGUUGCCGCCAAGGCGCAACUAGAGGUCGCCCAAGCGCGAAAUCAAGCAGCAAUUGCUGAGCUGAAAAGAGUAAAAAACGAGCUCGAAAACCUCCAGAAAGAUUACGAUUUAUUGCUAAUGGAAAGAGAUAUCGCAAUAAAGAACGCUGAAGAGGCUGUUUCCAAUUCGAGAGAAAUAGAAAAGACGGUAGAAGGGUUGACGAUCAAACUGAUUACAACGAAAGAGGCGUUAGAAUCGGCACAUGCCGCCCAUUUGGAGGCGGAGGAACACCGGAUCGGAGUAGCGAUGGCUCGAGAUCAAGAUGCGUCGAAUUGGGAGAAAGAAUUACAGCAAGCACAAGAGGAAUUGGAGAAAGUUAACCGGCAGAUCAUUUCGACCGAAGAACUUAAGUCAAAACUCGACACGGCUUCGGCUUUGCUUCAAGAUCUGAAGCUCGAAUUAGCAGCUUAUAUGGGAGAAGAAAAGGAAAGUAAUGAAUCCCAGAAGAUAAAUAACAGUACCCAUAAAGAUAUACAAUCAGCUGUGGAUUUAGCAAAGAUGAAUCUUGAACAAGUGAAGAAAGAGAUUGAAAAAGCAACGGAAGGUAUCAAUCAUUUGAAACUCAAAGCAACUUCUUUGAAUUCCGAGCUCGAGAAAGAGAAAGCGACAUUGGUUGCCAUUCGGCGAACGGAAGGGAUGGCUUCGGUGACGGUCGCUUCUCUCGAGGCCGAGUUAAAAACAAUGACUUCCGAGCUCGAUCUCGUUCGAAAGAAAGAGAAGGAAGCGCGAGAAAAGAUGGCUGAACUUCCGAAACAACUUCAGAAGGCGGCCGAGGAGGCUGAUCGCGCGAAAUCGCUUGCGAGAGCCGCCCGUGAAGAGCUACAGAAAGCGAAGGAAGCGGCGGAUCAAGCAAAGGCUGGAGAAAAUAGAAUGACAACCAGAUUAAACGCGACUCAGAAGGAGAUCGAGGCGGCACGAGCAUCGGAACGGUUGGCUCUCGGAGCGAUUAGCGCACUUCACGAGAGUGAGUCGGCUCGAAGUAAUAAAAACGAACUGGAAUACGGAGUUACACUUUCUUUGGAGGAAUACUAUGAACUAAGCCGAAAAGUCCAAGAAGCCGAAGAUCAGGCGAAUUUGCGGGUUACCGAAGCCAUUUCCCAAAUCGAUGUAGCAAAAGAGUCAGAAACGAAAGCACUAGCCAAACUCGGCCAAAUAAACACCGAUUUGGUUUCGAGAAAGGAGGAACUUUCAAUUGCAAUGCAAAAGGCUCAGAAGGCUAAAGAAGGAAAAUUGGUUGUAGAACAAGAGCUUAGAACAUGGAGAGCCGACCAUGAGCAAAAGCGAAAAGCCCGCGAUGAUGGUUGUCAGAGAGGGGUGGUUCAGGGUUCGAACACAAAAGGGACCACUGACAUGCAACCACCCAGCCAUUCGGCUCACAAUCAUAAGCCCGAUACAAAACCCGAAACCAACAACAACGGGACCGGGUCAUCUCGUGAAACGAAGCCUCGAAAGAAGAAAAGAAGGUCGUUUUUCCCGAGAUUUUUCAUGUUCUUUAGCAGGAAGAAACAUUCAAACAAGAGUACAUGA
Messenger RNA from Cynara cardunculus var. scolymus (artichoke), 3177 nucleotides. Its product is annotated as protein WEAK CHLOROPLAST MOVEMENT UNDER BLUE LIGHT 1-like. The record is from RefSeq and is a predicted model, not a curated record. Lineage: Eukaryota; Viridiplantae; Streptophyta; Magnoliopsida; Asterales; Asteraceae. The transcript is spliced from 2 exons. The coding region runs from base 1 to 3177 and encodes 1058 amino acids.